Messenger RNA from Macrosiphum euphorbiae (potato aphid), 789 nucleotides. The record is from the annotation of a GenBank genome assembly. NCBI's taxonomy places the organism in Eukaryota, Metazoa, Arthropoda, Insecta, Hemiptera, Aphididae.
AUGAUACUUCAUCGAUACCGCAUUGAUUUGAAAUCACGAUCUUCACCAUCCGAAAAUUCACAUCCAAACAAAUCCCGAUUAACACGGAAAAUUAUGGCGGUUUUCGUAAGCGAAUCGGUUUCCAGAUGGAUUUUGGUUUUCUUCAGUUUCGCUGUGUUGUCCGUCCGAUCGGAGAGCUGUAAUUAUGUCACACAUUUUCUCACGAACAACGGGCUGUACACCCUAAACGCAACCGAUUCGGUCAUGUUUCUCCCCACCAAUUAUAGUUACAUAAAAGCCGAAUGGGAAAACUCUUGUCCGACCGGAAAUUGCACUACCGCCAACGAGAUUCUCUACGGAAACGAGAGGAUAACGUCGCUCUCAAAAACCAAUUUACAAAUAAAGGACGAUGAAUUGACUAACGCGAUUUACAACAGUUUAGUCGGUAACACGCUUUUGAAUGACGUAAUAAUCGUGUUUCCCAACAGGUAUGUCGUCAGGACAAACUCCGAAAAAUUGAUCAUCUUCAUGAUAAAAAUCGGCUUUGAUGUUUCAAUCGCAAGUCCAAAAUGCGAUACUAAUGCAUUUCAGUAUAAAUCGACCUUGUCAAAAAUAAAAGGGUUGGUUUGUGUGAGUAGAUUUUCCUCCUCCGAUGGGAGAAAUAAGAUUAAAUGUGAUAAUAUCACGUUGUUUUUAAUUCCAAUCGUAGAAAAUGGUAAACUUGACGCUGAGGUAAAAUGCGAUAACAGACGUAAAGAUAACGCACAAGUAACAAAACAUUCAGCUGAUAAUAAGCGGAAAUAUGUGUAA